Pristis pectinata (smalltooth sawfish) is the source of this 2297-nucleotide messenger RNA. RefSeq names its product cytoskeleton-associated protein 4-like. Bases 725 to 2257 code for a protein of 510 amino acids. Lineage: Eukaryota; Metazoa; Chordata; Chondrichthyes; Rhinopristiformes; Pristidae. The transcript has 2 exons. The record is from RefSeq and is a predicted model, not a curated record.
GUAAUGGCAGCGAAAAGGAAUCCCAGCAAUAAUCGGGGCUGGUGGUCCCGAGGAGGCGAACAACACAAGGAAGUUUUAUUGGUUCGUUUUCAGUCAAUGGAGCGUAACCGACCGUAUUGUGACCGUCCGUUUCCGCCGUUAUUUCAUCAUUAGGACCGGUCGACGGUUAAACAAAAAUCAGCUUCAUACGUGCAGACCUGCGGGGAGUCGUCGCUCCCAGUUGUAAGGUGGCGGUUUAACUGUCAAAUCGGAGUAAAAUAUUGCGCCUAAAUGACACAGUGGAAAUGUAAAAGUUGAAACGAAUACCAUUCAAAUAAUUAAAGGGGGCAACAGAAGGAAGGAAAGUACAGAAUGGUUCAAAUUCCAAGUUAUCGAGAGUUUUGGACACUAAAACUGCGGGAUAUGGCGAGUGAUCCAACUGAAGUGAGCUGCACACCCUAAUGAGCUUGUUCUCCUCCCAGAGUACGUGGCAGCCACAAUCCCCCACCUAAACAAAUCACUGCAGCCUGUCAGCGAUUCCAGAAAGCCCGAAGCACUGAAAGUAUCAGAUUUAAGCAGUUUCUAGGGCUGGAUCUCUAGCCCAACUCUCCCAUUAGUGCUCCUCCUCCUCCGCCUGUCCGGGAGUCUCCGAAAGUAGCAUUGAGUGCAAGGCACUGUGUGCACACAGCUGACCGCAGCCACUGGUCCCACACCGCCUGACUCGGCUCUUUAUUUGAUCUGCAGCAUGACUUCCACGAAGCAGAAAAAUAAAAGUCAUUCUGAUCGCAGUUCAUCCAAUCUGCAAGAUGACGUGGCAAAGAGGGGCUCGAAGGGAGGCAAGGGGGGGACAGAGUCUGCUUCGACUGUUGGGAAGGUGGUGAAUGUUCUGCUCUUUUUAAUCCUGGCUGCGGCGGCUGCAGUUUUCGGCUGGUAUAUCCACACCCUCUCGGAGCAGAUCCACCAUUUGCACCAAAGGAACGAAGAGACAUCCCUUCAAAGCAACGAACUGGCGAAGAAGAUGGAAACUGUUCUUCAACAGGUGGAAUCUACAAAUGUCAUGAUUAACAAACUGGAAUCAGUGUUGCAUGGCAAUCAGCAGGAGCUGCAAAAAACUAACAAUGCAGUCAUAAAGGGUGAAAGCAAGACAAAUCAAAUUGGUGAAACUCUUCAAAAACUGCAGAAUGAAAUACUGCGAGAUCUCUCUGAUGGCAUCCAAGAUGUUCGAGAUGCAAGGGAAAGAGAUUUUACUUCUCUUGAAAAAACAGUAGAAGAAAGAUUAACAGAAUUAACCAAAUCAAUCCAUGAUAACAUUGCUGUUUUUACAGAACUUCAGAGGAAAAGUCAGAAUGAUAUUGAUGAGAUUAAAUCAAAGAUUAAUUCAUUAGAAGUGGCUGUUGAAACAAAGAGUCAAGAAACUACAUCUUUAGUCAGUAAAUAUGAUCAGUUGAAAAGUACAUUGCAUUCACAACAGUCUGCAUAUGAUACACUGAAAGAGUCGGUCUCCAAAACUGAAAAAAUUCUCAAUGGUAUAUCUGAAGAGAUUCACCAAAGUAGGCAGGAUUUACAGGAAACAAAGAACAACUUGAAUGAGCAAAUAAAAACCAUGAUUUCAGAAGCAAGUGAUGUUUCCGAGAAUGUAGAAAAGAACAAUGAAAAAUUUGAAUCCCGGUUAAUCACCACAGAGGAAAACAUUAUGGCUUUGAAUACGGCUGCAACACACUUGUCUGAAAAAAUAGAGUUCUACAAUUUUGAUUCAAUACAGGGAACAAUGAAAAGUGUUGUUGAAUCUCAUGAGUCACUCAGCAAUGACAUCCAAACACUGAAAGCAAACCUAGAACAUUUGCAAAGUCUGGAAACUGAUAAAGCACUUAACAAUCUUCAAAGUGAAAUGCAAGCUCUUGAAUCACGUCAGCAACAACAGACUGAGGAGAUUCAUGCUGAACACAAUGAGAGGCUGAAGCAGUUGGAAAAAAAUGUGGAUGAAAUUGAUGAAGAAACUAAGAAAGUUGCAGCUGUGUUGAAUUCAAUGGAAGAGACUAUACAAUCUGGGUUCCGUGAGAAAUUAUCAUCAUUGGAAACAUCCAUGGAUGAACUGAGGUCUUCAAUCAAUGAAGCCAAGAGUGACCUGGAGGUUUUAGGGACAUCUGUGGAGAGCCUGCUUUCAGAAUCUGAAAAGACUAAUGCUGCCAAGGAUGAACUGUCAUCCCUAAAGCUGACACUGGAUGAAUUGCAAUCUGAUGUUGAUAAGCUAUCAGUGUCAUUAAACAGCUUACAAUAAGCUACCAGAAAAACAACUUUAAUAAAACUCAGCUUUUGAG